AUGUCCAACCCCGGGUCUUCAUUCUUGUCAUUUGGCGGGGCUACGGGCUUGCGGUCUAGCAGCCAAGCCGACUUUGUCCAGGGGCGCGCAUCUGAAGUGUUCAUCUUCGGGGGUAUGGACGGCGCAGGCGAGACCACCGAGUAUCUCGAACAGGAUCCCGGCACUGCUGAAACAGUUCGCCUUGCACGCAACGCGGAGAAGGAACGUAAGGACGGCCGCCCGGUACUACCAGUGAUCAUCUCAUACACUGUUAACUUCUCGUGUGGCGAUUCCCACAAUAAAUUAGAGAACAACCAAGCGCUCGCCCAUGGCUUUGGGAAUCUCAUCCUAUCGCUACAGGUUGCUGAAGAAGGCCGUGAUGCAGAAAACUCCACCCCAGCCACUUACGUGGUGAAUCCAGACUUCCUGUCUAUAUGCGAGGCGGAAAAUCUGGGACCGGAUUAUGUGUUACCUGUCCGCAUGCCGCUCCAGGAGGCCCUCGAUUUCCGCGGUGUGCCGGCUCAAAUCCCGGACAGCAUCACAGACGACUUGCGGGGCUAUGUGCUCGCUGUCAACUGGCUCGUGCGGACAGUAGCGCCUGCAGUUUCGUUCGGCUGGUCGGUCAGUCCCCAGGCUACUAAGGAUGCCAAAUCGGUCUAUGAUGCCGAUGCCAAGGCGUCUACGGAGGCGGCCUCCCAGGUGGUCAAUUACGUCAAGUCCUUUGGUGUUUUUGACUCCUACUCCCCCGAUUUUUUGGCCGUGGACCGCUACGAAGCAGACGACUUCACUGCUCGCAGCUAUGUGAAUAGUUAUUCCGACGGUCCCAGCGAGUCGGGCAAGUUCAGUGAUUUCGCCAACACCCUGGGCACUGACCUCUCUGUUCCGGUGAUGCUGUGGGAUAUCACAGGCAGCCGGAUACCGUCCAUCAAUGACAAUGUGGAGGGUCAAUCUGAUUCGCAGCAUUGGGGAACAGGUGGAAGCUACAUUUUAGGAGACAGUAACAUCGGCUCAAAGAUUCCGAAUCUCGAACCUCACUCCUUGUCAUUUUUGGAACGGGGGGUCUUUACUGUUCUUCUGGGUAAGGGCACUACUACAGGGAUUGAGCCGGGUGUCAGCCAACCUGAACCAUGGGUGAGUGAUAAGUAG
Penicillium concentricum is the source of this 1125-nucleotide messenger RNA. RefSeq lists its product as uncharacterized. Lineage: Eukaryota; Fungi; Ascomycota; Eurotiomycetes; Eurotiales; Aspergillaceae. The record is from RefSeq and is a predicted model, not a curated record. The coding region runs from base 1 to 1125 and encodes 374 amino acids. The transcript has a single exon.